CGUUUGUACCGAUUCUGUGGAUCUGUGUAGAAGCUGCAAAGAAACAUCUUAAAACGUGUGAAUUUACUGUAAUUUAGUGUUAAAUAUCUCGCAACGUUUGUUAGUUUUCAUCAAGUGAUAGUGUUGUGUCCAUACAAGUGCAAGAUAAAUUGUUUUAGCCUCCAGAAAAACGGUUACCUAACGUAGGAACCAAGUUUGUCUGUUUGUUUACAUAGUUUUGUGUUGUGUGCUUGUGAGAAGUGUUUUUACAACUAUUAAAGAUGGAAAACGAACCGAAAGAACUUUCCAUGGAGGAAAUAAGAAAGUUUAUGGUGCAGAACAACUAUAAGCUAACAAAUCAUAUGCUGGUGAAACAUUUCCGCAGCUUUCUCACAAACAAAGAUACACAAGAUGUAGCCAGAAGACGGUUUAAGGAGUAUGUAAACAAAAUAGCAUCGGUUAAGCACGAAGGUACCGAGAAGUAUCUCGUUCUUCGGCGCAAAUAUUACAACGGUAUUCCACCGGAAGAUUCUGGCACCGAAUCACCGGCCCCGAUGAGUCCGGCAUCGCGAUCGUACGGAAUGCUUCCAUCCGAUGGUGAAGCAUCACCGAUGCGCCAACCUCCUCCAUACCGUCCGCCGCCGAUAGUGUCCCCGGACACGGUUUCCUAUCAGGGCAGUCCCCGUGGCAGUAUCGCUUUAAAUCGGCGCAACAGCUCCGAUUACAUACGCAGUGGUUCGGAAAUAAGUUUCGGUAGUGAAUUUGCAAGUGUUGACGGUAGGAAAAUGAACGCUUUGCUCGUGCGCAGCAAUAGCAAUGACACUCGCCCACUUCCACCGGACGGUGGUCGUAAGCUGAGCGUGGACAUGUUAUCACCGUAUGAUGAAGGUGUACCUCCUGCCAUUCCGCCCCGGAAAAGGAUGAGCGAAUCGGGUGGAAGUAUCGCUUCGAAUUCGCGCCAAAGCUCGAUCGAUGAAAAGUCGGCCAGUUCGGUGAGCGAAACCCAGAGUGAAAAUAAAGAAAAUGUGGCCGUGGCGACAACGGAGGACAGUAAUGCGGUGACAUCGGAAGAAAACAAAUUGAGUGUGAAGGAAAAGAUGAUGAAGUUUAAUCGUUUUGCAUCGGAAGAGGAGGCCAAAAUACCUUCUCCGAUAGGCAAAAAGAAACCGGAUAAGAACGCGGAAGAAACGAUCAAUGCUGAAAAUUUGAUGCAACAUCCAAAUGCCAAAGAAUGGUUAAUAGCAGCGGCAAAAUCGGACUAUCAACUGUUGGCGAAAUUGUCCACUGAGCAUCCCACAUUGGUGAAACUACAGUCAUUUCAGAUUUUGGCACCUAAUGAUCAUAUAGAAAUCAUUGGAUUGGACAGACCCCUGGAAGAAAAACGAAGUUUGCUUGCUGAAGACUUCAGGUUGGAUAUUAACCAACCAAAAUCCAAAAUGAUGGGAGCAUCACCACCGUCUCUGUUAACAAAUCUCGAACUACUCAGAGAUUAUGUAUAAAUGGAUUAUCACAUUUUUGUCGUCUAAAAUGUCAUCUAUCUCAGGUACCGUCAACAAAAACUGAUGUUGAGAAAAAACUUUCACUCAAAUACUAGUCGUAACCUCAACUCGUAGUGCUAUAGUCUUAAGACGAGGACGUUAUCAAGAACUGUCGAAUACCUUUACCAUGUCAUUCGAGAAUAAACUUUUCAAAAGGAUUCUUGGUCCUUUUUGUGUCGAUAAUGGAAGAUAAUGGAGGAGGCGCUACAAAGACAAACUGCAUAAGCUUUAUGAUGAACUCGCUAUCAUGGAAAGUAUUUUUCGCUCGGGAGUCAUGCGGACUCGUCAUGACAUUAGAAUGACACCCUACGACCCUGUUUGCGAAGUCGUCUUGGGUCGUCUACAUAGAGGAGA
Messenger RNA from Anopheles funestus (African malaria mosquito), 1871 nucleotides. RefSeq names its product ankyrin repeat domain-containing protein SOWAHA-like. The record is from RefSeq and is a predicted model, not a curated record. The coding region runs from base 261 to 1478 and encodes 405 amino acids. Lineage: Eukaryota; Metazoa; Arthropoda; Insecta; Diptera; Culicidae. The transcript has 5 exons.